AUGGCCCCCAGAAAGAAUGCGCAGUCUGUCAACGCUGAGCUUUCAAUUGUUCAUCUGAAGAACUGCCUGGUCAACCUUCCCCCCACCUUGGUGUCACUGCUCGUCAAUGUGAACACGCCUGCUCAAAAUGUCGUCGUCGAGCUCACCUUCCGCGCCCCAGUACCGGGUGCGCAAUCGUCCUCCGGUACCCAUGAACGCUCCAUCUUUGUUGGUUGGACGGGCAUGCCGAGCAAGCGACGGACUUCAGCCCCGGUCAGCCGCGACAGCGGACGAAUCUCGUCGCGCGAUCAGGAUAUCCAGCUUGUCGAGAUUGAUGCGACGUUAGCGCACACACUGGGUCUCAGCGACGGCCAGAAAGUCAUGGCCACGGUUCACGUCGACCCUCCGAUUGCGCACACCAUCAAUAUCGAGCCCAUGACUCCUGAAGACUGGGAGAUCAUUGAGCUUCACGCCACAUUCCUAGAGCUUAAUCUCCAGUCUCAAAUCCGUGCGCUCCCCAACCCGGCCUACACUGGCUCGGGCGAGAAGCCAAUCCCUCCGCAUCCCCUCACGCUCCACCUCUCUCCUACCUCAACAGCCAAUAUCAAAAUCAUCUCACUGGACCCAGCGCCUCCCUCUAGCGCGCCGUUUGCGAAGUUAUCGCCCAAUGCAGAAGUCAUUGUAGCUCCCAAGACCCGGGCCAAGCAACCCCAAAGCAGCAGCGACCAUCGAAGUGUCGCUAGCACUUCGCGAUCGAGACGAAGCGGCACGAGCACCGUCCGUAAGAAGGGCCCGAGAGAGGAGCCCAAGCCGACCAUGUUCCUGCGCGCCAUCGAUAGGUCCUACUGUCAAGAUUGGUUCGAUGACUCCUCCCCAAACCAGGACCUCGUGGUUUGGGUCGAUCGCGACCGCCUCUUUACAAACGAAUUCCGCGGCGUCAACUUCGUCCUGGUAGAUAUCAUCCGCCCUGCUGGCCUGCAAAAACCGCAGGUUGAAGGAGAGGCAGCUCAGGUUCAGACACUAGCCUCAUCAAAGGUCAUUGCGCGGCUUCUGCCCUGGGACGAUCCUCCAAAUGGACAGGCUGCGGCACUUUCGGCACCGCUCUGUGCCACGCUCGGAUGCGCUGGGAUUGUAGGCGGUGUAAUCAAGCUCCAGGCUGCGCCGCAGCAGCUGGGACGAAACGCUGUGCAGCUUAUCAAGGUCUUUCCCUUCGCCGCAGGCGCAAAGUCUACCGAAGGUCUGCGAUUUGGCAGUGAAACAAAAGCAGAAAAGGAGGAAUCGUCUAAACGCUUCAGGCAUAUUUAUGCUGGCUCCAAGGAAAGGCCAGGGUUGCUGCAAGGUCCCAUCACAGAUGGCAUCGUUGUUGGGCUCUAUAAGGGACUUGACGCGCCACAGGGCUGGGAAGGGGGCAUCGUCCGAUUCGAAUACGGUCCCGAUCAGGAACAGAGCAAAGAUUCUACGAACUGGUUAGCUGGGGUAGAUGGGAAAUUGCAAGUCGAAUUCCAGCCUCCGGUUCCGCGGCCAUCCUGGAUUCUUGAAUCAGACGAAUUUGAACUUGAACCCAAACACGACGGCGCACUUCUCGGAAUCGAUAAUCUUCUUUCAGGCCUGCAAUCUCACCUGUCACAUCUAUCUUCCGUCUUGUUAACAGGAUCGAUGGGAUCUGGCAAAACUGCAGUGGCGAAAUACAUCGCGGGAAAGCUCCGCAAAGACUCACUGUUUUACACAGUCUACUUUUCCUGCCGAAAGCUGGUUACAGACGAGACAAGAAUAUCAACCAUCCGGGAGACGCUCGAGCGCCUGUUCAUGUCUGCCAGUUGGGGUUCUCGGCUUGGGGGCAAGGGUGUCGUAAUUCUAGAUGAUCUUGACAAGCUGUCUCCGGUCGAGACAGAACUUCAAGUUGGCAAUGACAACGGACGAAGUCGACAAAUCAGCGAAGCGAUACGAUCGAUUGUACGCCAGUACUGUACACGCGAUAGCAAUAUUGUUCUUCUGGCUACUGCCGAAGGCAAAGAUUCUCUUAACAACGUCAUCGUCAGCGGCCACGUUGUGCGUGAGAUUGUGGAACUCAAGGCACCAACCAAGGAAGCUCGCAGAAGCGUCAUGGAAAGCAUUGCCAAGCAAAAUGCUGUGGAAGCUGAUGACAGGGAUGACUUCAGCAGCAAUAGCCGACCGACAACUGCCGAUGGUAGUAAUAUUGAGGAGAAUGGAGACUGGCUGCAUGGGGCAGAUAAGCCAGCUGCUGUUGUCUCAAAAUCCCCCAAUGCUGGGUUCAUCCUAGAUUCAGAUCUUGAUUUCCUCGAUAUUGCCGGCCAGACAGAUGGUUACAUGCCUGGAGAUUUGACAGUGGUCAUCUCUCGUGCUCGAAACGAGGCCAUUAUUCGCGCCCUCAGUGAGUCUCCGAACGAUACCUCUGGAGGUCCUGUUCGUCUCAGCCGCGUCGACUUUGACAAGGCUUUGAAGGGCUUCACGCCCGCCUCCCUGCGGAACGUCUCGCUCCAGAGCUCUACCACUACAUUUAAAAACAUCGGCGGUCUGCAGGAAACCCGAAAGGUUUUGCUGGAGACGCUGCAAUACCCUACGCAAUACGCGCCCAUCUUUUCCCAGUGUCCCCUAAGACUUCGGUCUGGUCUGCUUCUAUACGGGUUUCCUGGAUGUGGCAAGACCCUGCUUGCCAGUGCCGUCGCGGGCGAAUGCGGUCUGAAUUUUAUCAGUGUCAAGGGACCGGAGAUUUUGAACAAAUACAUCGGUGCUUCGGAAAAGAGUGUGCGCGAUCUGUUUGAUCGCGCCCAGGCGGCAAAGCCUUGCGUUCUUUUCUUUGAUGAAUUCGACUCUAUUGCGCCUAAGCGCGGUCAUGAUUCAACAGGUGUAACAGACAGAGUCGUCAACCAGCUGCUCACGCAAAUGGAUGGCGCUGAGGGCUUAUCCGGGGUGUACGUCCUCGCUGCGACGUCUCGCCCUGACCUCAUCGACCCUGCACUUCUCAGACCCGGUCGUCUCGAUAAAUCUCUGCUGUGCGACAUGCCGUCACCCCAGGAUCGCCUCGACAUUCUCAAGGCGAUAUUCCAAAAGGUGCGGCUCUCCGAGGAGCUCAUCGACUCGGACGACGCGUGGGAGGAGAUUGCACGACGCACAGACGGCUUUUCCGGCGCCGAUCUCCAGGCGCUCGUGUCCAACUCGCAGCUCGAAGCCAUCCACGAUGUCCUCGACGUCGGCGGCUCGUCAACCGCCGUCCGUGGGAAGAGCGGCCAGAAUGGGGCCCAGCGCGGGUCGGCCCCGAGUUUCGUGCAGUUCCCGUACGGCGAUGAGCCGGGGACGCCCGGCGCGCCCCAGAGCAAAGCAGCCGCCCGCGUAGAGCACGCGGCCAUCAUGUCCAAGCUAGAGCAGAUCAAGCUUGCGCGCCGCAGGGAGAAGCAGGUCCACAAGGGCUCGGUGGGAGACGCCAAUGCGGCGGCCGGCGACGGCGGCAAACCGCCAGCGGAGCAGAAGGAGGUCGUCAUUGGCUGGGAGCACCUCAUCAAGGCGCUCGACAACACACGGGCGAGCAUCAGCAAGGAGGAGAGGAACCGCCUGGAGCGCAUAUACCACGAGUUCGUGGCCGGCCGCAGCGGCAAGAUGAAGGAUGGACAGGGAAGCACGGAAGUUGGAGGCCGCAGCAGUCUCAUCGACUAG
Molecule: messenger RNA, 3651 nt
Organism: Cordyceps fumosorosea ARSEF 2679
Lineage: Eukaryota; Fungi; Ascomycota; Sordariomycetes; Hypocreales; Cordycipitaceae
Product: ATPase, AAA-type, core
Exons: 3
Coding region: 1-3651 (1216 amino acids)
Biological process (GO): protein import into peroxisome matrix
Cellular component (GO): cytosol; peroxisome; peroxisomal membrane
Molecular function (GO): ATP binding; ATP hydrolysis activity
Source: RefSeq, a predicted model, not a curated record